This is a messenger RNA of Dermochelys coriacea (leatherback sea turtle), 1258 nucleotides long. It is a transcript of the gene SRR, whose product is annotated as serine racemase. Gene Ontology annotation, molecular function: magnesium ion binding; pyridoxal phosphate binding; threonine racemase activity. Gene Ontology annotation, biological process: D-serine biosynthetic process; pyruvate biosynthetic process; L-serine metabolic process. Lineage: Eukaryota; Metazoa; Chordata; Testudines; Dermochelyidae. The record is from RefSeq and is a predicted model, not a curated record.
CACUGAUCCAGAGUGGAGCAUUGGGACUCUCUCUGCUCUUCAUCCCCUUCCAUGACUUAGAGCCUGGUGAGGCAGGCUCUCUCCAGCAGUAGAACGUGUUUCCAGCCUCUCUCUCUUCCCCUCCUCAGCUUAUGGAACAUGUCCUCUCCGUACUGCAUCUCACUGGGGGAUGUUGAAGCUGCACAGUCAAGUCUCCAUGGCCUUAUCCACCUCACCCCCAUCCUAACCAGUUCCAGCCUAGACGAGUUAGCUGGCCACAGACUCUUCUUCAAGUGUGAGCUCUUCCAGAAGACUGGCUCCUUUAAGAUCCGUGGUGCACUGAAUGCCGUCAGAAGUCUGGUUCGUGCAGCCCAGGGUGACAGAGAGCAGCCCAAGGCUGUUGUGACACACAGUAGUGGGAACCAUGGCCAAGCUCUUGCCUUUGCAGCUAAAGUGGAAGGGAUUCCUGCCUAUGUCAUGGUGCCUCGCACAGCGCCACUCUGUAAGAAAGCUGCCAUCUGCUCCUAUGGAGCCAGGCUGAUAUUAUGUGAGCCCACUGAUGAGUCCCGAGUGUAGGUGGCAGCUCAGACAGUUCAGGAGAAGGAAGGCGUGAUGGUGCACCCAAAUCGGGAUCCUGCUGUGAUUGCAGGCCAAGGCACUAUAGCACUGGAGGUGUUGCAGCAGGUACCCCAGGUAAAUGCACUGGUGGUUCCCGUUGGAGGAGAAGGGAUGGUUGCUGGAAUAGCAGUGGCUGUCAAGGCUUUGAGACCAGACAUAAGAGUAUAUGCUACUGAACCCUGCAAUGCAGAUGACUGCUAUAGGUCAAAGGUGACAGGGGCUAACCUCCACCCCCCAGACACCAUAGCAGACAGUGUUAAAACCAGCAUUGGACCGAACACCUGGCCCAUCAUUAAGGAUUUGGUGGAUGAUGUGCUGACAGUCACAGAGGAGGAGAUCCAGCAAGCAACGCAGCUGGUGUGGGAGAGGAUGAAGCUGCUUAUUGAGCCAACAGCUGGAGUGGGAGUGGCUGCUGUCUCUGAGCAGUUUCGCUCAGUCUCCCAGGAAGUGAAGAAUAUUUGCAUCGUUGGAGGAAACGUAGACCUAGGCUCCCUGGCCUGGCUCAGCCCACCUGGCAACAAGGCAAAUGGAAACUGAUCAGCCUUUAGAGCCACUUCUCCCAUUAGUGAGAAACUGGGCUGUUUCUUAGAGCCUGGUGCUGAGUUUACACAGUGGGGCCUCUGGGAUUUAUUGUAAUAAAAAUCACUACAUGAGCAAAAAA